AUGAAGUACGUUUUGGUUUCUGGAGGUGUGAUCAGUGGAAUUGGCAAAGGAGUCAUCGCCUCGAGCUGUGGACUUUUGUUGAAGACCAAGGGAUUCAAGGUGUCUUCAAUCAAGAUAGACCCCUACUUGAAUAUUGAUGCUGGGCUGAUGGCUCCGGCCGAGCACGGAGAAGUCUUUGUCCUUGACGAUGGCGGCGAAACCGACCUUGACCUGGGGAACUACGAGCGCUAUCUCAAUGUCACCCUGACCCGCGAUAAUAAUAUCACAACUGGGAAGAUGUACCAAAGCGUUAUAGCAAAAGAAAGAGCGGGAAAAUACAUUGGCAAAACCGUGCAAAUGGUACCCCAUCUUACGGAUGAGAUACAAGAGACUAUCGAAAGGGUUGCACGUGUGCCAGUCGACGACACGAACGAAAAGCCGGAUGUUUGCAUCAUAGAGCUUGGUGGAACUGUCGGCGACAUAGAGAGUACAGUGUUUGUUGAGGCUUUGAGAAGGUUACGGAGGACAGUGGGCAAGGACAACUUCCUGCAGAUACAUGUCUCUCUGGUUCCGGAUAUACAUGGCGAGUUGAAGAGCAAACCGACCCAGGCCGCUAUUCGAGAUGUGCGAAGCCUAGGCUUGAGUCCAGAUCUCAUUGCAUGUCGGUGUUCGAAACCCUUGGACCAAAAGCUCAUAGACAAAAUAGCUUUGUAUUGCGACGUCGAACCGAGUCAGGUCGUGUCCGUGACGGAUGUCUCCUCUCUCUACCGUGUGCCUCUACUACUGGAGUCCCAAGGUCUGACCGACCAACUCAUUGACGUCCUCCGGCUGAAGCAGAGCGUUAUAUCAUCAUCGCUGGUAACGAGAGGGGUCCAAACCUGGAACGCAUGGAAAGAACUCACUAUAUCCCGAGAUCAUUUCUUCAAAGAAGUUCGGAUCGUUCUGGUCGGGAAGUAUACUGAUCAUCCGGAUGCUUACCACUCGGUUUUCAAAUCUCUCGAGCAUGCUGCCAUGGCCUGCUCAAGAAAGCUAGUCCGGAUAGAUGUCCACAGCGGACAUCUCGAAGCCGCCGCUGAAACCGAAUCACCCGUGGCAUAUCACAAAGCGUGGCAUCAAGUGUACACCGCGGAUGGUGUGUUGGUGCCUGGCGGCUUUGGUGUACGCGCCUGUGAGGGAAUGAUUUCCGCAAUCAAAACCUGCCGUGAGAAGAACACCCCUUUCCUCGGCAUAUGUCUUGGUCUACAGCUUGCCGCGAUCGAGUUUGCAAGAAACAAGUGUGACUUGCCCCAAGCGGACAGCACCGAAUUUAACAGUGACGCGGCCGUUCCUCUAAUCAUCGAAAUGCCUGAGAUAGACAAGACUACCAUGGGCGCUACCAUGCGUUUAGGAAACCGUGCCACUCACUUUUUACCAGGCUCUGAAUGGUCAAAGAUCUAUAAUCUCUAUCGGAACGAUCCUGGCUCCUCGAUGCCUACUGCAAACGGUACUUCCCCGUUUGAUGCCUCGAACAGCGACGACACAUCUUCAGCCACCAAAGACAUUCCAAACCACAAUCCUACCGCGAACGGCACUGCGGUACAAGAGCCUUCCACAACAUCAGAUCCCAGUCCUCUAAUCAUCAAUGAACGUCACCGUCACCGCUGGGAAGUCAACCCUGCUUACGUUGAAAAGUUGGAGAGCGCUGGCAUGAACUUUAUCGGACGCGAUGACAGUGGCAAACGGAUGGAGAUUCUCGAACUCAAAGACCAUCCAUUUUUCGUUGGAGUCCAAUUCCACCCAGAGUAUUUGUCAAGAGUCUUGAGGCCCAGUAAGCCAUUCCUCGGAUUUGUGGCUGCGAGCGCAGGUAUCUUGCCUGAGAUCAUUAACGGCAAAGGGAGAAGGGCUAGCUCGAUGGGAAAUGGGGAGCCAUGA
Molecule: messenger RNA, 1890 nt
Organism: Letharia lupina
Lineage: Eukaryota; Fungi; Ascomycota; Lecanoromycetes; Lecanorales; Parmeliaceae
Exons: 7
Coding region: 1-1890 (629 amino acids)
Biological process (GO): CTP biosynthetic process; pyrimidine nucleobase biosynthetic process
Cellular component (GO): cytoophidium; cytoplasm
Molecular function (GO): CTP synthase activity; identical protein binding
Source: RefSeq, a predicted model, not a curated record